UCAGACGGCACUAAGUAUAACAAGUGUACAGAUAUCAGAUGCGGGAACAUGGGUCUGCAAGAAUGCACGCAAUUCAAACACGUCAUGUCAUCUGACUAUUGCAAAUAUCCCAACCUACAACAUAACCAGUGACAGGGCUGCAGACGCCGUGGAUGUAUAUGAUGGGAUAUCCCUCACAGUGGACAUCCGGGGCUUCUACUGUUCUGCAGCUCACAACUUGACGCUGCAGGUCGGGAGUGUGACACAGCCACUGAACAUGUACUUACCCGAGGCUGUGACCGAACCAACAAACAGAAACUUCACCAUCUCCAUUAAUGUCACAGAGUCACACUUUGGAGAUGUAGAACUGAUCUUUCUAUGUAACGGCCAGCAGUUGAAUGUUAGUCAUCGAAGUGUUACACAACUACAACAAAGUACUUCGACCACGGUUUCAGGAACUAAUGUACCAACUACUCAAUCCGUAGGAGCUCCGUCAACAGAAAUCCCUCCAAAGGAUGUUUCAACUCUAUUGAUAGUUGCAGCAGGAGUUACUUCGGCAGUCAUCAUCAUCCUAAUUAUCACCAUCGCCUGCUGCUGUUGCAGUUGUAGAAAAAAGGUGACAAGAUCAGCAGACAAACAUGCACAUGAUGACGUGGUUGUAACUCUGUCACAAGGGAAACGGAACCAGGCUGAGGACAAUGUUGUAAUCGGCCCUGGAGGAUCUGCUUCUGGUGGCGAUAACCUACAUCCUGAAACGAGAGGAGAAUAUGUGGCCCUUGAUAGAAAUGCUGUCCAACCCUCAAACAUCUAUGAACAACUGGGAACAUAUGAAGAAAUUGGCAACAUGUGAAGUACUGCUAUCCUGAUAAGUAACGGGAGACUACACUAAACAUAUCAAUAUACUCUCGCCUUGUUUAAACUGAUAUUUAAAUGGAGUGUACAUGUCCACUAUGGAAUACAAGAUCAAAGUUCGAAAUAGAUAACAUUUAUAUCUAGCACAAAGGUUUCACAUUACAUUUUAGAAUUAAUCUUCAGGAUAGUGUGUCAGAACGUCACACUUAUUAUAAACCUAAACACAUCAAUGUAAAGGACUAUCACCGUGUUUGGAUAAUAGUGUGUCUGUCUUGGUCUAAUGUAGUAGUUUGGGAAUCCUAGCCUAGCAAACAGGACGUUUAUUUUGUCGAGUUGUAGGAUAAAUGGUAUCUGACAGGCACGAGUGCAGUAAUCUAUUUCUUACACACCCUUAAAUCGCACCUUUUUUAUGAAUUUUAAUUUUGUUCUUAUUAUGGUGAUCGCAGUGGCGCAUUAAUACAAAGACAACGGUCAUGAGUGACGUCACCCGACGCCUGAUUGCUUCGCAUAACUAAUGUGACCCUACACAAAAAGGUUUACGUCAUAUCUAAAAUUAUCUAUGGAUUAUCAAGGCGAUGAUGUUAAUGCAAACUAAAUAAAAUAACAAAACCCGCUUCAAACUUAAAAGUUUUCACCUCAAAGAAAAGACCAAAUAUGAACAACAAUGUUCACUUACGUAUGACAUCACUACCGCUGACCGACUUUCACAAAAUGGCCUGUUCCCAGACAACACUAUGACAAACUGCGAAGUGUAAUUUGCUGAUUUUUUUCAAAUGAAAUCAAGAGAAUUAGUAAGAAAUAGAGAUAACUACCGUCGUCGUUGUGCAUGACUUUCCGUCAGUCAUAGCGUCAUUCGCAGGACGGAAAGUUUUACUUUAUCAUUGUCUAUAUAUUUUUAAUUCAAUAAUUUUGAUUAUGAUACUCGUCCCAUGAAUAAUCUUAAACGCGUGAGCAAAUGUAUACAACAAUGAGAUGAACGGAUAGCUGAAAAAAAUAAGGAGAAAAUGCCACACAGUGUAAUAUCUGAAUUUUGUUUUGUUAACUUUACAACAAGUACAGUUUUCCGAGCACAUUGUUCGUUUUCACGCCAAAUUUAUUUUGCUUAAUUUCAUCUAGAUAACUUGUAUUGGUGACAAAGACGAUUUGUCAUUUGAUUAUAAAGUGCAUUAGGGUUGCGGGGAUGCGUGUAUCGCAGCUGCGUAUGAAAUAUACAUCUAAUAGGCGUCUCAUAAUCGACACCUGAAACGUGAUUUGUUAAACACUAUCCCAUAUGCAGGCACACUUCGGAGUUUGUGUUUGUAAAAGUACACCCCAACUGUCACACACAGAGGUACACGAGACGGAACCUCGAGUUAUGAUAGGUGCGAUUUCACAGUGGACACGUACACAAUAUACACAUCUGGCAGCCACGAUUCGCGAGAACGCCAGAGGUGACAGUGCCAUUGCCACUCCCAACACUACAUUUAUUUGGACAGUCCCGCUCAUUCAUAAACACAGCUGUCGCUGCAUAGGUCUGGUCAUCACUUCUAAGUUCGACAGUAACAUAAACCUUUGCAGCAGCCUGACAUUAAGAAACUUAUCAGUUAGAGUGUCAGAUGGGAUAUUUACAAAUUGAUAAUAAUUUAUGUAACCAAAUGGGCUAAACAAAUUCCGCAAAUAAUCUGAACAUUAAAACGCUCUCACACCAGUUUGUUUAAUUCUCUGUGCUCUACAACCCCUUACGAUCCUGAAUGGGGCGUUAAGCUAAUCAUACAAAAGCAAAUAUGAGAUAUUAAAUGAAACAAGACACUUUUUCAUUUAUUAUUUAUUCACCUUUUUAUGUCGCACUUUACGUUAAGCUUUAAUGUUUACAUUAGAAGGUCAAAAAAUGUUUUGAAGAUCAGACCGUCUCCGUGGUCUAGUGAAUAGACCGUCUGCUCGGAAACCGGAAGGGCGGUAGUUCUAUCUACAAAAGAUGGAACAUGCAUUUACCCUGCCUGGCGCUCAGCAUUAAGGCAAUCAAGGACUGUUCGGUUCAACCACCUUUCACCUCACCUCACUCUUUUUUAGAUUAUAUUUUAUCAUUUUUAGGACACUUUCACAUAUUGCAUAUAAUAUGACCAUAUUACACCAUAUAGCCGAUUAAAGGUAAAAGGAAUUUGCAAUGAAUAUAGUUGAUCAGUCGACAUUGUAAGUCAUCAUUUAUCAGGAAUAUAAGGUUUCAGAUCAGGAUUGAUAACAUGUAAAGUUAUUUUCAAGCUGUGAAUGCAAUGUUACUUGACAGUUGUGAAGAAACCAAUAAUUGGAAGUUGUUAUAUUCCAGUUUUUAAAACGUUGAAAUAAUUGUAUAUACUUUAAUCAGUCAUAGACAUAAUUCAGACCGAAAUAAUAUAAUCAUAUAUGUCAAAUAGAACAGAAGUUCUAAUGCUGGAGUUCGGAGUGGCAGCUGGAUGAGUGUGUAUUUCUGCUGGAGAGAGUGGGUGCCUUCCUUGCCAAGUAUAAAGUUUAAUUCAAUGAGGCGGUUUGUGCCUGUAUGUGUUCGCUGAGGAGGAUACAGGGGUCGAAUUUAGUUCUUGCCAUCCCCACCCCUCGAUUGCAAUAUGGAUUUAUAAUAGUUUCAUAUACAUAUAGUAUAUCAUCACUACACGAAUAAUCACUUUUGCUUUGUUCUGUUAUGUUGUUGUUCCUAUUCACAUGCAUGGUUCAACCUUUUGUUCACGUUAGCUUACGGGUUUACAAUUAUAGUGAACACCUUUUGAAAAUAACAUGCUGGGUAGUUUUAUUCCUGCAACUUAAUAACAAUUGAAUAACCAAUUCUCGUUUCGAAUAUGCUUCAUGGAUUCCUGUGCUAUUUCCCUGAUCAUCAACCAAGCUAUUCUUUAAACCAUACUUUGAGUGAUGUGUUGAGCUGAAUCAUGUCGUUGUUGUUAGGAUACACCCUGUUAGACAACAUGUAUAGAAAGAAAGAAACUGAUUUGAUCAUUUCUUAAACACAUAAUGUUGUUAUGUGAAUCAAAGCAAACUUCGUAAUAAACAUAACUUUAUCAGAAUGCAUUGCCAUAAUGUUUCUUCAAAUGUUAAGCAUAAAGAUGUGUUGAUAUCAGUAAAUUGUACAUGAUUUUGCAAAUGCCAUAUUUACAUUUUUGUAUCAAAUAAAUUGAUGUUCUUUGGUUUUAUGUCCCACUUCCUUUUUUGAGUUAACGUUAGUAAAAUGUUCUCGCUUAUGACAUGUUUGGGUGUUUGAUAAUCGAUGAAGUCGGUAAAUGGCAUGGGAAAGAGUUAAAGUAAUAUUAAAACUGAGUUUGGUGUACUUCCUCGUUCUCGAUAUAGCAGCUCACACAUAGAGAUAACGAAACAUUUAUUAAACACGCAGGAUAAAGGACACGUCCAUAUAAAUACAUUUUCGCCACGCCUUUGCGUUGAUUCUAUGACAAAUGUUUAAUAAAUAGAGCUGACUUUCCUCGUAAGCAAGUGUUGUUGUUACUAAUAUAACGGAUGAAUAGUGUUAGCUGAACGUUAUCGUGGUACUCCACUGAAAAGGUCAACAUUAUUGAUGUACUUCCUGUUAAAUAUACGGUUCAUGUU
Messenger RNA from Haliotis rufescens (red abalone), 4395 nucleotides. RefSeq lists its product as uncharacterized. Lineage: Eukaryota; Metazoa; Mollusca; Gastropoda; Lepetellida; Haliotidae. Bases 257 to 829 code for a protein of 190 amino acids. The record is from RefSeq and is a predicted model, not a curated record. The transcript has 5 exons.